Molecule: messenger RNA, 1593 nt
Organism: Apis cerana (Asiatic honeybee)
Lineage: Eukaryota; Metazoa; Arthropoda; Insecta; Hymenoptera; Apidae
Gene: ox
Product: ubiquinol-cytochrome C reductase complex subunit oxen
Biological process (GO): mitochondrial electron transport, ubiquinol to cytochrome c
Cellular component (GO): respiratory chain complex III
Source: RefSeq, a predicted model, not a curated record
UCUUCGUCUAAGUUUCAGGUUAUGGUUUUCAAUAGGAAUUGACAUUUCCGUAAACGUUUCUGGAACACUAGAAUCCAAAGAUAUUUCGUCUUCUUUGUGUUCCAUGUUACUUGACGAAACAAAUUUAUACGAAAAAUUUUUCAAAAUAUUUCAUUGUACAAAAAAUUUACUGAAAACUCCCGGAACAUCUGACAGAACAAUGACAGUCUGUCAAGAAACAUGCAUUGAUCACCGUCACUAAUUCGUAAAAGAAUUCAAUUGCUUAUCAACUGAAAUUGAAUAGACAUUGACGUGGCUUAUCGUUUUCUUUACUUUCAUACACCACAGAAAAGAUAUAAAAUAGAUAUGUUACACAGUUUGGGGCCUUAGAAGGCCCUUUAUCAUUUUAAUUGUUUCUAAUAUCAUUUAUAUAAUGAUUUAAUACAAAAUAAUAUUAUAAUCCAAAUAAAACAUAAACGCAGACUUGUUUGUGAUUACAAGAAAAAUCAAAACAAACCUAACAUUACAUAUAACGAAUGUCAAUAAGUACAAAACUCCAUAUGUUAUAUUUACAAUUAUAAAAUAUAAAAAUUUAUAUUUUACCAUAUACUUUCAUACAUACAUACAUACAUAAUUAUUAUUAUAUAUUAUAGUUUAUUUUAAUUUUGAUUAUUAUUUAUUAUAGAUAAAAUGUAAAUAGACAAAUGUAGUUAUAUGUACAUAUAUAUAUAUAUAUAUAUAUAAUCAUAUUUUAAAUCAAUAACAUUAAAACUGACACAAAAUAUUUUUAAAGUUAACAUAUACGAUAUAAAUUUUUAUCGAGUGAUAGGUCUAUAUUAUAUCUAAUUGUGAUGUAACUGAUGUUCGUUUAUGUCGCUUCAGUCGUUGUUGAAUAGUAUUGUAAGUAUAUUUGAAGAUCACAUUUCGAUUUAUUUCAAUAAGAAUAUAUUGUGAAAUUAAUAUUUUUGUCUGGAAGAUUAUAAUUAGAAUUAAAAGAAUGGCCAAUGCUUUGUACAAUUUCAUUUUUAAAAGAUCCUCUACAUUUACCAUAGCUAUUAUAGCUAGCAGCUUUUUCUUUGAACGAGCAUUUGAUCUAAUUUCGAAUGAAAUGUUCGAACAGAUUAAUAAAGGGAAACUUUGGAAAGAUAUUAAGGAUCAAUAUGAAAACAAGUAAUGAAAAAUAUUAAUUGUAUUAUAUUAGAUAUACAUAUAUUACAUAGGUAUGAUAUAUUUCCAUAAUUGUAUAAAUAAACAAUUUAUUCAAUGUGACAUAAAUAUGUUUUCAAAUAAUAUUAUAAUAUUUAAUUUAAAUAAUAUUUUAAAUUUUAUUUGUUUAAUAGAAAAAAUUAUAAUAAUAUAUGUUGUUCAUAUAUUCUAAAUACAAUAAAAUUUUAUAAGAAAUUAUAAUUAUAAGAAAGAAAAAAAAUUUAAGUUUCACAAUUAAUAUUAUAUCAAUAUUAUAUCAAUAUUAACAUCAUUAUAAUAUUAUUAUAAUAUUUAUUGUAAUAUUUAUAAUAUAUUAUCAUUAUUAUUAUUCAAAUAAUCAUUAAAAUAGUUAAAUGAAAUAAUGAGAAAGUAAUAUUAUUGCAAACAUUAAAUCAAUAAUCAUAAAAA